GCCCUCUGCGGUGAAGCAGAGACCACGCCGCCAUGCCUCCCUCUGGGCCCCGUGCAACCCUCCUCCUGCCACUGCUGCUGCUGCUGCGCGCUGUUCUGGCCGUGCCCCUGGAACGGGGGGCGCCCAAGCAGGAGAGCCCCGCGACCGAGAGCCCCGUGAGUGGCCCUGCCCUGCUCUCCAGCCAGGUGUUUGCAGUGGACACAGGUCUGUACUACCACCGGUACCUCCAGGAGGUCAUCAAUGUGCUGGAGACGGACGGGCACUUCCGGGAGAAGCUGCAGGCCGCCAACGCUGAGGACAUCAAGAGCGGGAAGCUGAGCCGGGAGCUGGACUUCGUCAGCCACCAUGUCCGCACCAAGCUGGACGAGCUCAAGCGGCAGGAGGUGUCCCGGCUGCGGAUGCUGCUCAAGGCCAAGAUGGACGCAGAGCAGGAGCCCAACAUACAGUUGGAUCACCUGAGCCUCCUGAAGCAGUUUGAACACCUGGACCCUCAGAAUCAGCACACGUUUGAGGCCCGGGACCUGGAGCUGCUAAUCCAGACGGCCACCCGGGACCUUGCCCAGUAUGAUGCAGCCCAUCAUGAAGAAUUCAAACGCUAUGAGAUGCUCAAGGAACAUGAGAGACGCCGUUAUCUGGAGUCACUGGGAGAAGAGCAGCGAAAGGAGGCAGAGAGGAAGCUGGAAGAGCAGCAGCGCCGGCACCGAGAGCACCCCAAAGUCAAUGUGCCUGGCAGCCAAGCCCAGUUGAAGGAGGUCUGGGAGGAGCUGGAUGGAUUGGACCCCAACAGGUUUAACCCCAAGACCUUCUUCAUACUGCAUGAUAUCAACAGUGAUGGUGUCCUGGACGAGCAGGAGCUGGAGGCUCUCUUCACCAAGGAGCUGGAGAAGGUGUACGACCCUAAGAACGAGGAGGACGACAUGCGGGAGAUGGAGGAGGAGCGUCUGCGCAUGCGGGAGCACGUGAUGAAGAAUGUGGACACCAACCAGGACCGCCUUGUGACCCUGGAGGAGUUCCUCGCGUCCACCCAGAGGAAGGAGUUCGGGGACACAGGGGAGGGCUGGGAGACCGUGGAGAUGCACCCUGCCUACACACAGGAAGAGCUGAAGCGUUUUGAGGAGGAGCUGGCUGCCCGAGAGGCGGAGCUGAAUGCCAAGGCGCAGCGCCUCAGCCAGGAGACCGAGGCCCUGGGGCGCUCCCAGGGCCGCCUGGAAGCCCAGAAGAGAGAGCUGCAGCAGGCCGUUCUGCAGAUGGAACAGAGGAAGCAGCAGCAGCAGGGCCACAAUGGCCCAGCGCCCGGCCCUGAGGGACAGCUCAAGCUCCACCCGGACACAGAUGAUGCACUUGUCCCAGCUCCAGCUGGUGACCAGAAGGAUGUGGACCCUUUAGGAAAGAAGGUUCCUGAACAGCCACCCAGGCUGCCCCAGCUGGAUUCCCAACACCUGUGACCCUCCUAGGAACCCCCCCAACCACCACUCUGGGUUCCUACCGAAGCAGCUGAUGGGAGGUGACUGGGGUGCCACAAUCAACCUCCUCUGGGGGCCAGCCACAUGCGUGGUCUCCUGGGGCAGAGGGUAGAGGGCAGCAGCACUUCGCACAUUGCUGCCUGGGCCCUGAAUCUGUUGCUCAGCUUCCACAGCCUCUCAGUCCAGGGUCCCUAUUUUCUGUCCCUCUCCAAGGAACUCGUCUCCUCCUCAUGUCCAGCUGGGUCCUCACUGCGUCAGCCUAACUUAGGGAAGCCCCCUGCUCCCAGAUGGUCUGCUUGGCACCUGCCCUCCCAGAUGGCUUGGCUUCAGCCACCCCGGGUUGUGGCCACUGCAGCAUCCUGUGUCCCCACAGCUGCCGGAAUCCUGCCUGAUGCUCUGGGCAUGGCUUCUGUUGAUUUAUGGGGCCCCUUGCAAGCUUUCCCUGCCUUUUGUGGGACCAGUAAUGCCUCAAAGAUGGUGUCUUCCCUAUGGCUGGGUGCAAGGGGCAGCAGAGUCCCUAGAGUAGCUCAUCAGCUCUGAGACCAGGAGCCUGGACUCUCCCUGGCCCGCCGCCUCCCCCUACCUGACGGCUUGGCGCCCAGCCCUUUCCCUCCAGCCCCAGAAGAGUCCUGGAGCUACUCUGCCUCGGGAUCAGGUUCCAGCCCCUCAGCCCCGGCUGGGAGCCCUGCCCACCUUCUGGCCUUAUCUCGCUGCUCCUAGUUCCCUAUGUUCUAGUUCCUCCCAAAUAGACUUUCUGGAACAAA
This is a messenger RNA of Manis javanica (Malayan pangolin), 2227 nucleotides long. RefSeq names its product nucleobindin 1 (gene NUCB1). Gene Ontology annotation, molecular function: calcium ion binding. Gene Ontology annotation, cellular component: extracellular exosome; endoplasmic reticulum-Golgi intermediate compartment. NCBI's taxonomy places the organism in Eukaryota, Metazoa, Chordata, Mammalia, Pholidota, Manidae. The record is from RefSeq and is a predicted model, not a curated record.